This is a messenger RNA of Aspergillus caelatus, 957 nucleotides long. Its product is annotated as glutathione S-transferase family protein. Gene Ontology annotation, cellular component: cytoplasm. Lineage: Eukaryota; Fungi; Ascomycota; Eurotiomycetes; Eurotiales; Aspergillaceae. Bases 106 to 813 code for a protein of 235 amino acids. The transcript is spliced from 2 exons. The record is from RefSeq and is a predicted model, not a curated record.
CCCACCCCCCGCUAUGGUGUAUAUCUAUACUCUCCGUUGCCUCCGUCUUCCUCAUCCCCUCCCUCCUCUGUGACCUGCUGAUAACUAUCAAGGAACAACCUCAGAAUGACUUCUCCAAAGAUCACGUUGUAUACCAACCACCGGUGUCCCUGGGCCCACCGUGCUCAUAUUGCCCUCAAAGAAUUGGGACUGGAUUACGAGGAGGUCAUCAUUGACCUGACCAAGCCACGAGAGCCAUGGUAUCUGGACAUCAACCCGCGCGGCCUUGUCCCCUCCAUUACCUACGGUGAACACAUCAUUACGGAGUCCGCAGUUGUUGCCCAAUUCCUGGCCGACGCCCAUCCGUCGCACCUCCUCCCUCCAUCCAACAGCGAGAACGGUGCCCUUCAACGCGCUCGUAUCGCCUUCUUCGUCGACACGUUCUUCAGCAAGGUCCAACCUCACUUCCAGACAUCCUUGCGGGCUUCCACCACAGAGGAGCGGGACGCUGCCGGUGAGGCGCUCGUCGCUGCGAUCAAAUCGGAACUGGAGCAUCAAUUGCCGGAGGGUUCGGAUGGCAAGGGUCCGUUCUUUGGCGGUAGUGAGAAACUGACGUUGGCCGAGGUGCUGACCGGUUCAUUCCUUCUGCGUAUUCUCUCCUUCCACAGACAGGGUUUGCUGAGUGAGAAGCUCCCGAGCCUGCUGGAGGACACACCGCGGUUCAAGCGGUGGGCGGAAGCAACGGUGCAGCAGGACAGUGUAAAUUAUAUCUGGGACGAGCAGGUGUCGGCUGAUGCGAUCAAAGCCAAGUUGGCGGCACUUGCGAAGAAGUGAACCAGGGGAACGUGUUCUAUAAAUUAUCCCCCCCCUGAAGAGAAUGAACGAAUGAAUGAAAGAAAAGAAAUAAAUAAAUUGGAACAAUGAAGUCCCGUGACCAUCGCCGGGAAUGUAAACCAUGCCAACAGUGCAAAUGAUGCA